AUGUACAGCGAUGCAAUGAUCAACUACAUGAAUGCAAUGGAAGAAUUAGGAGUACGUGUAUUGGCUAUGUUAGCCAAUGGUUUAGGUCUUGAUAAUAACUUCUUCACUAGACACUUCUUGAGCGAGCGUGAGAGCACUAUGAUCAGAAUUAAUCGAUACCCUCCGUGCCCUCUCCCCAACCGAUGCUUGGGCCUUGGCAGCCAUUCCGACCCCCACACUCUAACCAUACUGCUCCAAGAUGAAGUUGGUGGCCUGCAAGUUUGUGACGAUCGCAAUCGUUGGUUUGGCAUCCGUCCCCUACCUAACUCGUUUGUCGUUAAUAUAGGCGACACACUUGAGGCAUGGAGUAAUGGGAGGCUAAAGAGUGUGGUUCACAGAGCAGUCGUAAAUGAGGAAAGACAUCGUCUCUCGGUUGCAUAUUUUAUGAGCCCUGCAGCUAAUACUACCAUAGAGAGCCCUCCUCAGCUCAUGGAUGAAGAUCCUAACAAACCAAGAAAGUAUAAAACAUUUACCUGGGGUGAUUUCAGGAAUCAGCUUCUCAAACAACGACGAGUUGUUGGAAAAACUGCUCUUCAUCGAUAUACAAUCGAUUCUUAA
Salvia splendens (bonfire salvia) is the source of this 597-nucleotide messenger RNA. RefSeq names its product gibberellin 20 oxidase 2. The transcript has 2 exons. Lineage: Eukaryota; Viridiplantae; Streptophyta; Magnoliopsida; Lamiales; Lamiaceae. Bases 1 to 597 code for a protein of 198 amino acids. The record is from RefSeq and is a predicted model, not a curated record.